AUGACUGACGCUACCUUCCACACCACCAUCCAGGACCUUCGCAGGGCCGAGUCCAAGCUUUCCCAGUUGCAUGGUGGCAACCCCCCAGCGGACUCAAAUGUCUCUAGAAUGAAGUCUAUCAUCGACCAAAACUCCAACAAGUCCGCACAGAUUGACAAGGUCAAGGCCAACCUGCCUCUGCCUGAUCAACCCCCAGUUGCCAGUGACUGGAACUCCUUUGACCAGCGUAUUACUAGCAUUGGCUCUGGACGUUUAGAGUUCCCUCCUGAUAAUAGUGGCCUGCGUGGGAGUGCGCCUGUCGGCAGUAGUGCUAGCGAGCUUGGACUCUAG
Molecule: messenger RNA, 330 nt
Organism: Penicillium hordei
Lineage: Eukaryota; Fungi; Ascomycota; Eurotiomycetes; Eurotiales; Aspergillaceae
Exons: 2
Coding region: 1-330 (109 amino acids)
Source: RefSeq, a predicted model, not a curated record